Molecule: messenger RNA, 2081 nt
Organism: Physella acuta
Lineage: Eukaryota; Metazoa; Mollusca; Gastropoda; Physidae
Molecular function (GO): 3'-5' exonuclease activity; 5'-3' exonuclease activity
Source: RefSeq, a predicted model, not a curated record
UAGACAAAAUGGCUGACGAUCGCAACUGGCGUUCGUAUGACUCAAACGAUGACGAUAGAUAUUCUAACCGUCAUAAUAGCGAUCGCCCCUACAGGCGUUCAAGAGACGAUAGAAGCAGCAGAUCAAGCCCAGAAGACGAUAGAUACGAAGAUGAAAGUCGAAGUUAUAGAAGAUCAAGAUCUCGGUCGGGAUCUCCCGAAGAAAGACGACGACGUCGAGCACGGAGAAGAGAAGAAAGAGAAAGUAGGAACGAUAGUGAUAGCAACGACAGACGGUACGAAGAUGGUACAUACGGUUAUAAUAGUAGGCGAGGGGCUUAUGAAUCUGAUUCAAGAAGUUCUAGGAGAGAUGAGGAGAGUCACUACAGUGGCAACGAAAGGAUCACUGGUCAUGAUUGGAGAUCAAAAUUGACAUCUAUUCGAGAUGCUCAUUUCAACAGAAGUAAAAAAGCACCUGUCAUGGCACAAAACCAGUUUAAAAACGAUGGCAGCUUUUUAGAAAUGUUCAAAAAGCAAAUGGCUGACAAAAGCACAACAUCAGUUACUCCUAACUCGCUGGUUCUAGCAUCUUCAUCAAUCCCAUAUAGUCCAGAUUUGUCAUUGCCACCACUAACAGCCACUCCCAUUGGGCUUGAAGAACCCCACACAUCAAGUAGUACUGAUCAGGACCUUGAUGGUGUGCCUAUGCCUACCCAUAAAUCUUUGCCAGUACCGGUUUCUGUGGGUAAACGCAGGCUUGCUAAACCCCUUAAGACUGGCAUUGUUCUCAAGAAACCACAGGAGCCCGCAGAGGAUGAAGCCAGCCAGGAAAAAUUGGAUGCCUGGGCCAGGUACUUGCAGGAGGUGCAGAAAUACAAAUCUGCCAACUGUAUGGAUGAAGACAACAGUAGACCCUUGGUUAAAUAAUAAUUGCUUACCUUUUAGUUUUGAGAACAUUACAGCUUUUAAACUUUACUGUGUAAUACUUCAAUGUGUAUGGGUAGCUUUGUUGUAACAUUGGUUAUAUUUAUAGUAUAGUAGAAUUUCAAAUGAAAGCACUAUUCAUUUGAAGGUUUUGCUUAGUACAAAAUUGAGGAAAAGUUCUAUGAAUUACCAGUAGUUAAUGCUUGUUGGUGUUAUUAGAAUUAGACAUGGGUAUUGCCGGGGUGGAAUAGAAGCAAAUAUUUAUCAAUCUGUCAAUUUUUUCUAAAUGAAAGUCCACCCAUAAGUGUGGGAACGUAGUGGGGGAGGUAAAACCAAGUAUUCUAUAGAUGCCAAAGUAUAGGAUAAAAAGAAGAGUUUUGAGCACUAAGGUAACCCAAAAUGCAAAUGUAGGAAAGUUAAAAAAAUAUUUUUGAAAAUUUUUUUAGGUGCUGGUACUGUUGUGUACGGCUAUAGUUAACAAAAAAUUGGUUACUUAUAAGAAGCUAGGCUCUUUGCACAUUUUACCUUUGCAUACAUUCUCUUAUUCUUUAAAAAGUCAAAUAGCUUUUAUUUUAUGGCUAACAAAUAGUAAGGAGGUUUAUAAAUGAUCUUCAUGGGUUCAUUACCUAGCUAACAACAUGCUUUAUAACUUCAUGGUUUCCCAUUUCAGUAUCAGAGAAAUGGUCACAUUUACAUUAAUAAACCACCAGUUUUAGGUAGUUAAUCAUUUCAUUUAGAGGAUGUGUUUAAGUUUUGAACCUCGUUGAAAGAAAAAAGAAAAUAUUUAUAAUUUAAAUUAUUAUACUUUUCAGGUCUCAAAAUGUUAGUGGCUUUUGUAUAUUCAUGGCCAUAAAGCUACAUUUAUGUUAGUAAUACAGAAGGCUACACAUUUCCAUUGUUACUUCCUGUACUUAGAUAAAGACCAUUUAAGUUUCCAGAGAAUUUGAAAUGGUGUGCUUGUUUGUUGUAACAGUUUGUCCACCCUUUGUCUUAAGCACUGUCCCCUGUGCCUGUUACCUUUAAAGGAGGAGAAAAGAGUUUAGUUUAUUUUUAAAUGCUCUAGAUGAGCAUAUAGACCUAGACAAGUGUUGGGGGCCUGUAUAUUUGUGUAAAUAAAGUUUCAAUGUAAUUGUGUCUACACCUCUCAACAACUGCAUGUAUUAAAAGCGAUGACAAGUU